AUGGGAUUCAAAUUUGGUGUUAGUGGCCUUUUGGUGCUUUUUGCCCUUAGCUUGAAUGAGGCACAGCAUGCAUCUUGGCAGAAGCCUGUUCAGCAGGAAGCUCCUGCAUUUCAGAUGCCAAUACAGAAACCUGUGCAAGAGCCAGUGGAUUUUCAGUCCAAGCAAGUGCUGCAGGGUCCCGUUAAGGAGCUGGCUUGGAGCUUUCCAGAAGCUCCAGUGGAAGCAGAGAAGCCAGAGGUGGCAUUUGAAUUGAAAACGCCUCUUCCUGCUAACACUGUUGCGGUUCAGUGUGGUGAGAACAUGGUGCGGGUGGAGGUGAAGAAGGACCUCUUUGGCAUCAACCAACACAUCCAGCCAUCGGCUCUCACCUUGGGAGGUUGUGCUGCCGCUGAGGAAGAUGCAGCAGAUGAGGUCCUGAUCUUUGAAUCCGAACUACAGGCGUGUGGCAGUGUACUAACGAUGACUGAGGAAGAGCUCAUCUACAGCUUCAACCUUGUCUAUGCGCCAGAGCCUCUUGCUGGCACUCCAGUUGUUAGGACAGGUGGCGCUGUGGUUGGUAUCGAGUGCCACUAUUUAAGGAAACAUGAUGUAAGCAGUGAUGCCCUGAGACCCACUUGGAUCCCUUAUACUGACUCCAAGAUCGCAGAGGAACUCCUUAUUUUCUCCCUUCAGCUCAUGACCGAUGACUGGCAAUUUGAGAGACCUUCCAACCAGUACUUCCUGGGUGACUUCAUCCAUAUUCAAGCAUCUGUGAUUCAGUACAUGCACGUGCCCCUGCGUGUGUUUGUGGACAGCUGUGUGGCUACCACGGUCCCAGAUGUGAAUGCUGUCCCCCGUUAUCCUUUCAUUGACAACCAUGGGUGUAUGGUUGAUGCCAAGAUUACAGGCUCAGACUCCCGCUUCCUGCCCCGGGCCCAGCCUGACAAGCUCCAGUUUCAGUUGGAGGCUUUCAGGUUCCAGGAAGGCGAUGGCUCUAUCUACAUCACAUGCUUUUUGAGGGCUAGAUCAGCUUCGACUAUUACUUGUCCAGUGCACAAGGCUUGUUCCUUCUCUCCCAAUGGGUGGAUCACUGCAGAUGAAAAUAAUGGGGCAUGUGACUGCUGUGAAACAAGCUGUGCCUCCAGGAAGGGGAGAGAUGCACCGCUGGACGCAGGUAUCCAAUGGGAAGGUGAAACGUCCCUCCAUCUCGUUGUCAAGGAGAAUCCAUUCGAACCUGAAGCAUAA
Molecule: messenger RNA, 1224 nt
Organism: Chanos chanos (milkfish)
Lineage: Eukaryota; Metazoa; Chordata; Actinopteri; Gonorynchiformes; Chanidae
Product: zona pellucida sperm-binding protein 3-like
Exons: 9
Coding region: 1-1224 (407 amino acids)
Biological process (GO): egg coat formation; binding of sperm to zona pellucida; positive regulation of acrosome reaction
Cellular component (GO): extracellular matrix
Molecular function (GO): acrosin binding
Source: RefSeq, a predicted model, not a curated record